Babjeviella inositovora NRRL Y-12698 is the source of this 1209-nucleotide messenger RNA. RefSeq lists its product as uncharacterized. Lineage: Eukaryota; Fungi; Ascomycota; Pichiomycetes; Serinales. The record is from RefSeq and is a predicted model, not a curated record. The transcript has a single exon. The coding region runs from base 1 to 1209 and encodes 402 amino acids.
AUGCCACACCUAACUGCAGACCCCAUCGAUAUAAGUCUCCUCCUUGAGUAUCUCCCUCCGGAGAUCGUUAUCCGAAUCUUUGAAUACCUCCACCUCAACCAUGUGAAGGAGUUGUUGACUUACCCUCCUACAUAUGAAGUAGCCUUCAACAAGUACUACAGCUCCAUAUGGGUAACCAGUGAUCCGUUUAUCGAACAAAACCGCAACGGCUACUCCCUCUUCCUCAAAAUCAAACAGUUCUCGCCCCUCUUCAAGCCCAACCACCCAUUAGACGGAGCGUUAUCGGAGAAUCCAAAGAUAAUACACCAAACAAACGAACGGCGCAAACCUAUGAACAACCAUUUGAGAAAAUUACCCGUGCGCAAGCUUUUCCUUGAUUUGUACGGUAUCCACCAACGGUUGGUUAGCGGAAGAGGACCGAUACUUGAGGAGCCUGAAGUCACAGAAGCCUUUCCAGUGCUAGAAGGUAAUGCGGCCAGCAGGGUGAAUCGGUGGUAUGCCCCUGUUUCGCCCGUUCCGUUUGGAACCAUUGAUGUGGAUGCAUAUUUCCCUAACACGCUUCGCCACUUGCUGGCCGAUGUUUACUACUACCACUGCUUGAUGCAAGAUAUUCCUUAUGAGCUGGUAACCCAUGGUUCCAACGUGUACUAUGGUUUUAGAUUGCCGGAUUUAUAUUUCCCGCGUCAUUUGAGGAAACUCUUUCUCUUGGGUAAUGGACCUGUUCAAUUACCACGGGUAAACUUCUCUACCUAUGGGACGCUACGGGAGCUACGGUUGAUUAAUAUAUCCUUUGGGGGAUGUCGCGCAAGCUAUAAGGACUCGGAAGCAUCCAUGGUUGUGUUUCCGCCUGGUUUAGAACGACUCAGUAUUAUGUCUAAUCCACAAUUGACCGGUUUGGCGAGCCUCCAGGCGCUCCCGAAGUUCUUGAAAAGCUUGACCAUCAAGGACAACCACUUGCCUUGCUUGACCCUGGCUGAUUCUCAGGUCUUGCCUCCGGGCCUUGAGAGCUUAAGUCUAGAAAGCAACGGUAUAGCAUUCUUGUCGGACUUCAAGUUCCCUGCCGGUUUAAAAGAGUUGGUGUUGCAUUACAACUGUAUCACUAGCUUCAUGGAUGGAGUCGAGUUCCCUGAGAGGAUGGAGACGUUGGAUGUGGAUGAUUAUGGGUUGUACCAAGAGUACUUGGACUCCCGGUGUGAAGUGGCGGAGUGA